AUGCCGAAGGCGGCCAUCCCGAAUGCGCUGAGGAGGCGUUGCGAGUCGCUGGCUCACCGCUUGACCAACGCCGUGGACGCGGCCGUCCGGGCUGCUACAACGGUGGAACCCGUCGAAGGCACGGACCUGGCGGAAAUCAUCGCGCUGAAGGAGUCGGUGCGGCGUCUCAUGACGUCGUUCGAGGAUACGACAUUCGCUUUGGACGAGGCCUUGGCUUUGCUGGAUGACACCGCGGAGGAAAGGGACACGCUGCGCGCCGAAAGCGACGGACUCCUUGUACGGAGCGAAGAACUUUUGCGGAAACUAACAACCGUCGAAAACCUUUCGUCGAGGUCGUCGACGCCGUCGUCGCCUGGGAAUGGGAAAAUCAAGAAAACGAAAAUGAAUGUGAAAAUAUCAUUACGCAAUUUUGAUGAGAAUCAGCCUGAG
Messenger RNA from Paramuricea clavata, 429 nucleotides. NCBI's taxonomy places the organism in Eukaryota, Metazoa, Cnidaria, Anthozoa, Malacalcyonacea, Plexauridae. The record is from the annotation of a GenBank genome assembly.